Molecule: messenger RNA, 3157 nt
Organism: Colletes gigas
Lineage: Eukaryota; Metazoa; Arthropoda; Insecta; Hymenoptera; Colletidae
Product: protein HID1
Exons: 12
Coding region: 93-2426 (777 amino acids)
Cellular component (GO): Golgi medial cisterna; membrane; Golgi trans cisterna
Source: RefSeq, a predicted model, not a curated record
UGGCCGUGAUCGUUCUUGUUUAAAGCGAAACAAGUAAUUUUUAUCAUUUAACAACAAUCUUUUAACUGCAAGCCAAUAAAAGACAGAACAACAUGGGAAAUGCUGACACAAAGUUAAACUUUCGGAAAGCGGUCGUUCAACUGACAUCGAAAACACAAGUGAUCAAUGCAACGGAUGAUACAUUUUGGGAUCAAUUUUGGUCCGAAAAUGUGACCAAUGUCCAAGACAUAUUUACUUUAAUUCCUGCUCCUGAGAUUCGUAUACUGAGGGAAGAGGCACCAUCAAAUUUAGCCACAUUAUGUUACAAAGCGGUCGAAAAAUUAGUAAAGGCAGUGGAUAAUAGUUGUAGAACACAAAGGGAACAACAAACUGUUUUGAAUUGUUGCCGUUUGUUGACAAGACUAUUGCCAUAUAUUUUCGAGGAUCCUGAUUGGAAGGGAUUCUUUUGGUCCAGUUUACCUGGCAAAGAGGAUGAAGAAAGCAUUCCAUUGGCUCACUCUCUACUUAACGCGCUUUGUGAUUUAUUGUUCUGUCCUGACUUUACGGUAGCUGCAAAUCGAAAAUCUGGUCCUGACAAAGCAGAAGAACUGCAGUCUAUAGAUAGCUGUGAAUACAUUUGGGAAGCUGGUGUGGGAUUUGCACACUCGCCUCCUAGAUAUUCAAUUUUAGAUUCAAACAGAACAGAGUUGUUAAAAUUGUUACUCACAUGCUUCAGUGAAACCAUGUACAAUCCUCCUAUGGAUCUUUCGGUAACGCCGAAUAAAUGGAUCCAGCAUUUAACCAGUUCUGAAAACAGACAUGCAUUACCUAUGUUCACAUCACUGUUGAAUACAGUAUGCGCAUACGAUCCUGUUGGACUUGGCGUACCAUAUAAUCACUUAUUAUUUACCGAUUCGUUGGAACCUCUCGUCGACGUUGCUUUGCAAAUUCUUAUAGUAACACUAGAUCACGAUACUAGCGGUGGUGCUCCGUUGGAAGAAGGAAUUCUUGGGGAUAAUUUAUUUAUUAAUUAUCUGAGUCGUAUUCAUAGAGAUGAAGAUUUUCAGUUUGUACUGAAAGGUAUCACAAGACUAUUGAAUAAUCCAUUGAUGCAGACAUAUUUACCAAACUCGACUAAAAAAGUACACUUUCACCAAGAAUUAUUGGUAUUCUUCUGGAAGAUGUGCGAUUACAACAAGAAAUUUUUAUAUUAUGUACUAAAAAGUUCCGACGUUCUUGAGGUGUUAGUGCCUAUAUUGUACCACUUAAAUGAUUCGCGCGCAGACCAAUCUCGAGUUGGAUUGAUGCAUAUUGGCGUGUUUAUUCUACUUCUGUUGAGCGGCGAACGUAAUUUUGGUGUUCGAUUGAACAAACCAUAUACGGCCACGGUACCUAUGGAUAUACCGGUUUUUACAGGUACACAUGCUGAUUUGUUAGUCACUGUCUUUCACAAGAUAAUCACAACCGGACAUCAAAGACUACAGCCAUUGUUUGACUGUCUACUAACGAUUCUAGUUAAUGUUUCACCAUACCUGAAAACACUGUCAAUGGUGGCUAGUACAAAAUUAUUGCAUUUACUCGAAGCAUUUAGUACUCCAUGGUUUUUGUUCUCGGCUCCUACUAAUCAUCAUUUGGUAUUCUUUCUCCUUGAAAUCUUCAACAAUAUUAUUCAGUAUCAAUUUGAUGGGAACAGCAAUUUGGUUUACACUAUAAUACGUAAAAGACAAGUGUUUCACGCAUUAGCAAAUCUACCAAGCGACUGUAAUACAAUUGCCAAAUCUCUCAGUAAGAGACAACGCAGACAUGUACCCGCUAGUACGUCUAGUGAAAAUAUUAACGAAGCAGCGAUGGAAGGAUCCCAUCCUGCUCAACCAGCAGAACCUGGAACAUUAAAAGCAACUUUGUUAGAAACGCCAGGUAUCGAGAAAAUGACUGAGAAAGAGUCUGCGCAUCCGUUAAGUCCUUCGGUGAACGUUGACGUAGGGAAAGCUAAUCAUCAAAACAAUACAGACAGUUCAGAGGAUUUAAUGACUACUACUAAAAAUACCGUUAUACCGAAGGGAGGUAUCAGAGUGGCAGAGUACACUAAUUCCUCUAACAACAUAAAUCAGUGGGUUCCUUCGAGCGAUUGGGUGUAUCAGUGGAAGAGUAAACUUCCGCUGCAAACUAUUAUGAGAUUACUUCAAGUUCUUGUACCACAAGUCGAAAAAAUAUGCAUUGAUAAGGGUCUGACGGAUGAAAGCGAAAUUUUGAAAUUUUUACAACACGGCACUUUAGUUGGCUUGUUACCAGUACCACACCCUAUACUUAUCAGACGAUAUCAAGCAAAUGCAGGUACAACGGCUUGGUUCAGAACAUACAUGUGGGGUGUAAUAUACUUGAGAAACGUUGAACCACCGAUUUGGUAUGAUACAGACGUAAAAUUAUUUGAAAUCCAACGAGUUUAAGCAUGGCACACAUUAAACAUGUGAAUUACGUUCAGCAUGAUUUAGAACUGGAAUCUCUAUUCUACUCCGGCAUAAAAUAUUGUAUCCAUAAUAUAAAAACGUAUGUCUAAAUAAUCUACAACUUAUAAUUUGCACAGAGUGAUAAAAAAAAAUUUACUAUCCUUUUGAGCAAUGAAAGGAGACAUUUUUAUGAGUGUAGCUUUUCUUAUGAAUCUAUUACACAGAGUUACAGAACUGAUUUUACAGACGCCGAUUGCAAAACAAUAUAAUAAUGUAGUGUUACGAUUCUUAACUGUCACUGACGGAUGUGUAAAUAUUUGCGAUUAUGCGAGUGCCUUCACAGAUGUAACUGUGACAAAUCAUUAAACCGAAUCGAAGAAUAUUACUUAAGUAGCGAUUCAGUUUCAUUGAAAAAUAGCUACUCAUUGUUUGCUUGGUAACUUUAAUAUUAUUUUCACUGUUUGUUUCUCUGUAUGGAACAUGGCAUCGCAGUUAUAUCUAUUAUUAAAUUUAUUUUCCUUGUAAAAUACUGGUUUUGUAUGUCUGUGUAGUAGUAGUUACAUGUUUUAAAGACAGCUUGAUAAUUCAUGCAAUUUAAUGUAAAUUGGAUUAUUCAAAUUUACAAAUAUUGUGGAUAAUUUUUACCUUAUAAAUAGUGCUACAAGCUUCGGUAUAUUGUUUGCAGCGAUUAAAAUAUUGAAAAUUAUUCUCGCAAAGGGAAAAAUAAUUGU